AAAAUUAGAAAACAAUUUUAGAUUAUGCUUGAAAACAUGCAUCAAAGGUGGAGAACCCAAGAAACCAUCUUUAACCCUUUUCUCUCGGACAGUUUAAUGAUGCAUUCUUUGUUUACACUCCGAACUCUAAGGCCAACCACAAUCUUUGUUCUAUACAACCAAUUUAUAAAGCCAUAUUUUCCUUAAUCUUUUAACAAAGAAAAAAGAACCAAACAACCACAAAUAAAUUAACCAGAUAAAAUGGCUGAGGAUGACCAGGCUCACCUUGAUCGAAUCUUCAAGCGGUUUGAUACAAAUGGAGAUGGUCAGAUCUCUUCAACCGAGCUUGGAGAAGCUUUGAAGGCACUCGGCUCUGUGUCAGGAGAUGAAGUACUACGUAUGAUGGGUGAAAUUGAUACAGAUGGAGAUGGGUUUAUUUCGUAUCAAGAGUACAUGGAUUUUUGUAAUGCUAACAAGGGAUUAAUGAGAGACGUUGCUAAAAUCUUAUGAGUCUUUUUGAUGUGGUUUCACCAUAUAUAUAGUUCAUGUUUUUUUGCAUGUAAUUUACUCCUAUUGAUCGUCAAAAGAGAUGUUGAAUAUUUCAUUCAUAUUUUAAGAAACAAAAACGUAAAUGUGAAGGUG
Lactuca sativa (garden lettuce) is the source of this 621-nucleotide messenger RNA. RefSeq names its product polcalcin Syr v 3. The record is from RefSeq and is a predicted model, not a curated record. NCBI's taxonomy places the organism in Eukaryota, Viridiplantae, Streptophyta, Magnoliopsida, Asterales, Asteraceae. Gene Ontology annotation, molecular function: calcium ion binding.